CUCGAGGACAUUGUGGCGCAUCCACACGCGCGGAAAGUCCUCCUUUACCUGCUGGCGCCGCGUGACCAACGUCACUUCCCUGCCCAGCUGAUGGCGAACCUGCUGGUUGACGGGGAUGACAGUCCAUUCACCCGCAAGCCCCUGGGCCUGCGUGCUCUUGAGUACCGAUCCCCUGCGGUGGGUAUUCUGCCCGCCCUCCUUCGUCUCGCCACCGACCGCCUCAUUGCCAUCUUCGUUGGUGAUCCAAAGGCCGACCUGACGGCGCCUCUGGAGGACCGUUCACGCCUCAUACUUCUGGGGGAAAUACUUUCCCGCAGCGAAUCGACAUGA
Dibothriocephalus latus is the source of this 330-nucleotide messenger RNA. The record is from the annotation of a GenBank genome assembly. Lineage: Eukaryota; Metazoa; Platyhelminthes; Cestoda; Diphyllobothriidea; Diphyllobothriidae.